Molecule: messenger RNA, 210 nt
Organism: Clunio marinus
Lineage: Eukaryota; Metazoa; Arthropoda; Insecta; Diptera; Chironomidae
Source: the annotation of a GenBank genome assembly
AUGGCAAAAACUAGUUUUCUUUUACUCAUAUUCGUUGAACCCUCAUCAAGUUCCAUCACCUUUCAUUUCACCAGCAAUAUAGAAACUCGAGCUUUAUGGUUGAUGUCGAACCCUUUCUGUAUGUUAAUUCAGCCGGGUGGUGAAUGUGUAAAUGCAAAACAAUUUGAAGUGAGUUGCCUGAGACACGUGGCAGUCAAAGGCGGUGCUUAG